Molecule: messenger RNA, 1173 nt
Organism: Sodiomyces alkalinus F11
Lineage: Eukaryota; Fungi; Ascomycota; Sordariomycetes; Glomerellales; Plectosphaerellaceae
Product: protein kinase DC2
Exons: 3
Coding region: 1-1173 (390 amino acids)
Biological process (GO): peptidyl-serine phosphorylation
Cellular component (GO): nucleus; cAMP-dependent protein kinase complex
Molecular function (GO): ATP binding; cAMP-dependent protein kinase activity
Source: RefSeq, a predicted model, not a curated record
AUGGUGGCAGCCGUUUCCCACGUCAAAACCCCUUCCCUCAGCAGCAACCAUGACAAGCCGGCCCAACCGCCGGCGUCUCAGCCGGGCCUGUUUUCGCGCAUGAAGAGCAGGAUACACAACGGCAGGGGUCAUCACAACGCCGGCCAUGGGCCCAUAGCCGGCAGGAAACUUUCGUCCCACGACUUUCGCAUCGUGAGGACUCUGGGAACAGGGACCUUUGCUCGCGUCUGCCUGGUGAAGCCCGUGAACCCCUGCGAGGAGGAGAAGAAGGAAGUGUACGCCCUCAAGAUCCUGCGCAAGACGGACGUCAUCAAGCUUAAGCAGGUCGACCACGUCCGCCAUGAGCGCAAGAUCCUCGCCGACGUCUCGGGACACCCCUUCAUCACGAACCUCUUGUGCUCCUUCUCCGACCACGAUUCGCUGUACAUGCUCCUAGACUACGUUCCCGGUGGCGAGCUCUUCAGCUACCUGCGCAAGAUGCGACGCUUCGACGAGAGCACAUCCAAGUUCUACGCGGCCGAGAUCGUCCUCGUCCUCGAGUAUCUCCAUGAGCAGCAGGGCCGCGUCGCGUACCGUGACCUCAAGCCCGAGAAUCUCCUGCUCGACCGGAACGGCCACAUCAAGCUCGUCGAUUUUGGUUUCGCCAAGCGCCUCACUAACGGCGAGGGCAACCCCAUCGAAACGUACACUCUCUGCGGCACUCCCGAGUACCUGGCUCCUGAGGUGAUCCAGAACAAGGGCCACACCACGGCGGUUGAUUGGUGGGCUCUGGGCAUUCUGCUUUACGAGUUUCUCACGGGAUAUCCGCCGUUUUGGCAUCAGAAUCCCCUCGAAAUCUACAAACAGAUUGUGGAGAAACCCAUCACAUUCCCGGCGGAACCUCACAUUUCCGACAACGCAAAGGACCUGAUCCGUUCGUUCUGUACCGUGGAUCGGUCCAACCGACUGGGCAACAUCAGCGGCGGGGGCCAGAAGGUCAAGGAGCACCCAUUCUUCAGGGGCAUCCGAUGGGAUGACCUCCUGUGCCAGCGAGUCCGCGGACCGAUUGUGCCCCCGGUCCGCUCGGCCAGCGACACGACGUGCUUCGAACACUACCCGGAAGAAGCCGGGAAGCGGGAGCCAUACACGGACGAUCUGGCCCAGAAAUACGACCCGUGCUUUGCCGACUUUUGA